CGACACAUAAUGUUGCAAGAAUUGUCUCAAUAAAUAGAGGUUAGUAGAGGAAGAGGAAGCUAAUUCUUCCUAGUGUGAUACACGAUACAAUUUAAAAGAUACUGACUUGCUGGUUCUUUACAAUUACUCAGAAGAUGGAAACAGCUGGUGAAACAACGAAAGACAACAGCUGUUGUACAUGUACCGUUACCUGUCGCUGUGAGAAUGGAAAGAUGACAUGCGUCUGUAACUGCAAGGAUGACACGUCUCAGUGUUGUGAAGAAGUUAAGGAGGGGAAAGGCAAAUGUGCAUGUACCGUAACUGUUGUUUGUGAAUGCACAGAUUCACGUUGUAACCCAGAUUGCAAGAAGGAGUCAUGCCAGGAUUGCGCAGAAGCCAAAAAGAAGAACAGCUGUGUUUGUACCGUUACCUGUCGCUGUGAAAAUGGAAAGAUGACAUGCGUCUGUAACUGCAAGGAUGACACACCUAAGUGUUGUGCAGAAGCUAAGGAGGGGAAAGGCAAAUGUACAUGUACAGUUACCUGUCGCUGUGAAAAUGGAAAGAUGACAUGCGUCUGUAACUGCAAGGAUGACAUAUCUCAGUGUUGUGCAGAAGCUAAGGAGGGGAAAGGCAAAUGUGCAUGUACCGUAACUGUUGUUUGUGAAUGCGAAGAUUCACGUUGUAGCCCAGAUUGCAAGAACGAGUCAUGCCAGGAUUGCGCAGAAGCAAAAAAGAAGAACAGCUGCGUUUGUACCGUUACCUGUUUUUGUGAAAAUGGAAAGAUGAAAUGCGUCUGUAACUGCAAGGAUGACGCGUCUCAGUGUUGUGAGGAAGCAAAGGAGGGAAAGGACAAGUGUACUGUUACUUGUCAAUGUUGAAACGGAAAGAAGUGAUCCCUUACUGACUGAACUUUCAAUAAUCGUGAAUUCUUUGACCAUUGAGAAGCCCAUAAAUUGACGUUGUGGAUAUGAAUACAAGGAGUAUAUCAACAAGAGCAAAUUAAUUUUAUGAUGAUAUACGUGACCUAAAUCUUUAAUGUUAAAGUAUAUUUUCCAAAUGUGAUAUUGUAUGAAAGGCAGUUAGUAGAACAUCAGACGAAAUCUAAAUAUACACGUGUUGGUUCUCUUUUUAAAUUCAGAAAUUUUAUUAAUAUGAUAAAAAGUUUUAAUUUUUAAUUGAGGCCCAAUAACUAUUAUAAUUUAUAUAAUUAGCUCGCUAGGUAUGCCAAACACGAAAAUAAAAACAAGAUAUUUGAAGAUAGUGAUGUAAAAAUGUUAAUUGGUUUUAUAAUUUUUCUUCAGUUUAAUGCAUGUACCAUCAGCCGACUGGUUAGAUUAGUUUUAUAUAUUGUCUGACAUUAGAAAAGUUAGCAGUUCGUGAAUGAGGAAUCAAUGUACGAAGCUAUAGUGAAAUUUGAGAAUAAAAUUUUGUAAUGUUGAAGUUA
This is a messenger RNA of Limulus polyphemus (Atlantic horseshoe crab), 1423 nucleotides long. RefSeq names its product keratin-associated protein 10-1-like. The record is from RefSeq and is a predicted model, not a curated record. NCBI's taxonomy places the organism in Eukaryota, Metazoa, Arthropoda, Merostomata, Xiphosura, Limulidae. The transcript has 2 exons. The coding region runs from base 135 to 857 and encodes 240 amino acids.